AUGAGUUUAGAAGGUCACUAUCACUCCAGCUUACUCACAUGCUUCUCAGAUCCUUGUUUAUGUGUUUGCGGAUUCUUUUGCACCCCAUUUCUUCAAUUUGCAAACGCUUAUUCGUUAAGUACAUAUACUCCAAAUUGCGUUAUUGCAUGCUGCUUGUUCAUCCACCCAUAUGCUGUUCGUCUUGAAAUCCGUAACAAGGAACAUAUGCCACUAAGUUUAUUCACAGAUUGCUUAGUAACCAACUUUUGUGCUCCCUGCGCUGUCAUUCAAGAUGCAAAAGAAAUAAAUCACAUGCGCUACAAUAUGAUGAGAUAUAAUCGUCCAUCAAGUAGACAAGUUUCACCUAGAAUGUAA
This is a messenger RNA of Trichomonas vaginalis G3, 354 nucleotides long. RefSeq lists its product as uncharacterized. The record is from RefSeq and is a predicted model, not a curated record. Lineage: Eukaryota; Parabasalia; Trichomonadida; Trichomonadidae. The coding region runs from base 1 to 354 and encodes 117 amino acids. The transcript has a single exon.